UUUAUUGCAGCAUAAAACCGCACUUCAUACAUCACACCGCUGCCUCUCGUGACCAAGUAUCCCCUAACUUCAUUCAACGGCAAAUGUCAAAACGGCAGAUAGUGAGCUACAAUGACCUGUUUUCGGAGACGGAGGAGGCAGGGCAGGCGGGUACGUCCGAACCAGCCCCUAGCAGCGUAGAGGAGACAGCCAAGGUCGAUGUUUCUGAGAUCGUCUCCUGCCAAGGAACAUGGGAUGACAGCGAGCUGAUUCAGGCAUGGGACAGCACAAUCGCAGAUUACCGCAAGCAGCAUGCAAACGUUCUUGGCGAUCAGCAGGCGGCCGAGGAGCGACGCCAGACAGAAAGCAAGGUGGGGGAGUGGAAGGCAGUGGAGGACAUUGAGCAAGUGGAUGCGGGUCGGACAACCAAGCGGGCACGGACAGAAAGCGCAAGCGAAGGCCAUGGAGAAUCUCAGUGCGAAUAUGGCGGGUGGCAAGUGUCAAACCCAGAGCCACCGGCGUCAGAGGAUGACGCAUUGUACCGGCUCAACAUGUCGUGGUACUAUGCGGGAUACUACGCAGGAUACUACCAGGCAUAUCGACACGGCAAGAGCCAAGCCAACACAGACUAACAGGGCUCGCGAGGUCAGGAUAGUUGGUGCCUACUUCGCCUGGCAAAAGCUAUGCUUUGCCCUCCUUCUUCGCCUGAGCCUUCUACAGAGAAAGCAGACCAUGUUUAGCUAGAGAACCAUUCCGCGCUCAAAUAAACCCCUCAUGCGAUUUGUCUCGUUCGUCUUUACUUACGGCCUGCUUCUGGCGCAUAAUCUCCGCAUCGUGCUCCUGCUUCGACUUGAACGAUAUACCGUCGUCCUUCUUGUUGCCACCGGCCUUGGCCUGCUUCUUCAGGUUCUUGGCACGGGCAAGUUCGCGCUGGUUUCCACGGGUCAUGGUGUUUGCUGAGAGUAGAGUGUAUUCAAAGG
Molecule: messenger RNA, 959 nt
Organism: Linderina pennispora
Lineage: Eukaryota; Fungi; Kickxellomycota; Kickxellomycetes; Kickxellales; Kickxellaceae
Exons: 3
Coding region: 84-611 (175 amino acids)
Source: RefSeq, a predicted model, not a curated record